Molecule: messenger RNA, 612 nt
Organism: Ipomoea nil (Japanese morning glory)
Lineage: Eukaryota; Viridiplantae; Streptophyta; Magnoliopsida; Solanales; Convolvulaceae
Product: 60S ribosomal protein L37
Exons: 4
Coding region: 109-396 (95 amino acids)
Biological process (GO): translation
Cellular component (GO): cytosolic large ribosomal subunit; ribosome
Molecular function (GO): structural constituent of ribosome; RNA binding
Source: RefSeq, a predicted model, not a curated record
AAAACCCUAGUCCACUUGCAACGCUCAUAUAAAACAUCGUGAAAACAUUUUAAGAACGAGAUCUACUGCGAACUUCAGAAGCCAGGGUUUUUCGCCUCCGCUGCGCAAAUGGGAAAAGGUACCGGAAGUUUUGGUAAGCGGAGGAACAAGACACAUACACUAUGUGUGAGAUGCGGCCGCCGCAGCUUCCAUAUCCAGAAGAGCCGGUGUUCCGCUUGUGCCUAUCCUGCUGCACGCAUUAGAAAAUAUAAUUGGAGUGUCAAGGCAAUUAGGAGAAAGACUACUGGAACUGGCCGCAUGAGGUAUCUUCGCAAUGUUCCUCGUAGAUUCAAGACCAACUUCAGAGAAGGUACUGAGGCAACUCCAAGGAAGAAGGGAGCAGCAGCAGCCUCUUAAAUUUCAUUUCCUCAGUUUUAGCAGUGUUUUUAUUCUUCCAAGAGUUUCCCAAAUUUUAUUACAAAACAUGUUUGGUUUUUGCUUGUUAGAGGACCAGUUGUUGUCAAUGUGGAUUAUUUUGUUUUCUGACAAGCAGAUUCAGAUUCUACCCUAUAUCUUCUUUGAAAGCUAGUUGUAACUUAAUUUUGUAUUGCUUGAUAUUAUUAAACUCAGAAG